AUGCGCAAGGAGCUGGAGACUCAGGUAGCUAAACAGCUGGAACUCGGAGUCAUCAGGCCGUCGAAGAGUGAAUGGGCCGCGGCGCCCCACUUCGUCAAAAAGAAGACGG
Molecule: messenger RNA, 109 nt
Organism: Gregarina niphandrodes
Lineage: Eukaryota; Apicomplexa; Conoidasida; Eugregarinorida; Gregarinidae
Exons: 1
Source: RefSeq, a predicted model, not a curated record